CUCGGCGGGAGAGGCUCGGAUGGAAUGCGUCAGGCUCCAGUGACACCUCCGGGGCUCCUUCCCCCGCGUCCUGCGGGCUCCAAGUGUCAGGCUCCAGUGACACCUCCGGGGCUCCUUCCCCCGCGUCCUGCGGGCUCCAAGUGUCCGGCUCCAGUGACACCUCCGGGGCUCCUUCCCCCGCGUCCUGCGGGCUCCAAGUGUCCGGCUCCAGUGACACCUCCGGGGCUCCUUCCCCCGCGUCCUGCGGGCUCCAAGUGCCGGUCAUAUGAGUGCCGCGUCCGGCCCGCCCUUCGCGGUGAUGCAGCGGCCACUCGGCAGCAGCAGCGCCUUCAGCAUCGACUCUCUGAUCGGGGGGCCUCCGCCGCCCGGCCCGGGACACUUGGUGUACAGCGGCUACCCCAUGUUCAUGCCCUACCGCUCCGUGGUGCUGCAGCCGCCGCCGCCACCUCUCCCCGCCGGACACCCGCACGGCUUCUGCUCCGGCCUGGCGCUCACCUCCACGCUGAUGGCCUCCCUCCCCGGGGGCUUCUCGCCGGGCCAGCAGCAGCAGCAGGACGCGGGCCGGAAGCACGCGGAGAGUGCGCUGGCGGGAAAGGAGCGCGGGAACUCCGCCACAGCGCGGGGUCACGUGACUGGCGGCCAGCAGGACGAGGAGGAGUGCGCGCGCAGGGACGACAUCUUCUCCAUGGACAGCGACGCGGACUACAGCUCGGACGACAACGCGGCGCCGCGGGAGGACGCGGCGGCGGCGGCGCUCGAAGACGCGCCGCACGGCCACGGCGCGGCCUCCGCUUGCCCCGCCGCCGGCGCCGGUGGCGGCAAGAACCGGCGGCGACGCACCGCCUUCACCAGCGAGCAGCUGCUGGAGCUGGAGAAGGAGUUCCACUGCAAGAAGUACCUGUCACUCACCGAGCGCUCGCACAUCGCGCAUGCGCUCAAGCUCAGCGAGGUGCAGGUCAAGAUCUGGUUCCAGAACCGGCGCGCCAAGUGGAAACGCGUCAAAGCCGGCAACGUCAACAACAAGUCCGGGGAACCGUCGCGGAACCCCAAGAUCGUGGUGCCCAUCCCGGUGCACGUCAGCCGCUUCGCCAUCAGGAGCCAACACCAGCAGCUGGAGCAGAGCCGACCUUAGGCCGGAAGGAGCCAACACCAGCAGCUGGAACAGAGCCCACCUUAGGCCAGCAGGAGCCAACACCAGCAACUGGAACAGAGCCCACCAUAGGCGCAACAGAGCCGACCUUAGGCGCGCGGCCCGUCACCGGAAAUCAAACAAACUCUCCUUGACUUGAUUCGUCCGACAAAAACAGGCCGACGCUGGAAAGUCCAGAAAUGUACAUUUGAUUCCGUCUCUGAUUAAAAACACAUCAGUGACCAUUUGAGUUCGAAUAAGUUGUAAUUGUUGACGCAAACGUCAAAAACACUCCACUUCCGGCCUCGGCCUCGAGCUGUGAUGAAGAAGAAGAAGAUUUCCAAGGACGUCAGGAAAUAACGAAAGUUUUUAAUUUUUUUUUCUUCUCUUCGGAUAUGAAAUGUUUGCUUUCGUUUUGCCUUCUUUGAGUCCACACGUGCUGCUAGUUUCAUUUCGUUCAAGUGUCAAAUACUUCAAAUAAUUACUGAUGUGUC
Entelurus aequoreus (snake pipefish) is the source of this 1623-nucleotide messenger RNA. It is a transcript of the gene gbx2, whose product is annotated as gastrulation brain homeobox 2. The transcript is spliced from 2 exons. NCBI's taxonomy places the organism in Eukaryota, Metazoa, Chordata, Actinopteri, Syngnathiformes, Syngnathidae. Gene Ontology annotation, cellular component: nucleus. The coding region runs from base 266 to 1132 and encodes 288 amino acids. The record is from RefSeq and is a predicted model, not a curated record. Gene Ontology annotation, biological process: regulation of transcription by RNA polymerase II; regulation of nervous system development. Gene Ontology annotation, molecular function: DNA-binding transcription factor activity, RNA polymerase II-specific; RNA polymerase II transcription regulatory region sequence-specific DNA binding.